Racocetra persica is the source of this 363-nucleotide messenger RNA. Lineage: Eukaryota; Fungi; Glomeromycota; Glomeromycetes; Diversisporales; Gigasporaceae. The record is from the annotation of a GenBank genome assembly.
AUGGAAGGUUCUUUCAAACGUUUUGUCGAAGUUGGUCGUGUGGUUUUCAUUAACUACGGCGAAGAUGCGGGCAAGCUCGCUGUCAUUGUUGAUAUAAUCGAUCAUAAUAGGGCCCUUAUUGAUGGCCCAACCACCGGUGUUACCCGUCAUUCUCAUGCAUUCCGUCGGCUAACCUUAACUGAUCUUGUAAUUAAAGGCUUUCCUAGAGGCAGUCGUUCAUCUAUAGUAAAGAAAUAUCUCGCAAAAGAAAACAUCUUGGAGAAAUGGAAUCAGACAGCAUGGGCAAAGAAAUUGGAAAGUCGUAAGAGGAGAGCCGCCUUGACAGACUUUGAUAGAUUCAAAUUAUUGAAGUUGAAGAAGCAG